Molecule: messenger RNA, 555 nt
Organism: Guyanagaster necrorhizus
Lineage: Eukaryota; Fungi; Basidiomycota; Agaricomycetes; Agaricales; Physalacriaceae
Exons: 12
Coding region: 1-555 (184 amino acids)
Source: RefSeq, a predicted model, not a curated record
AUGGGUCAGGUGGCAGAACGCGUCGCGCAUACGGAGGAGAAUGCCACUAUCUUCCCGGGGUCUAUUCAGGAACAAAGAAUGCUUUCACGACCUGAUACGACGAAUGCUGUCGAGGAGUCACAGCGGAAAGUUGUGCUCAAAAUUCAGGUCGACAAGUCUCUCCGCGUUGAGAUAUCCCUGUAUGGAUCCUUCCUUGCAAUCAUAGCCCGCUACCAACCAAAACUUCACACUUCACCAGCUCGCAGAACUGUGUACAUUCUGGACAUUGGUCCUGUGCUAAAGAAGCGAGUAAAGCUUUCGCCUCCCACUUGGGAAGAUCAAAGUACGAAGGUAACCGACUACGUGGAAGACAGAACGUCGGAGUUCAAAAAUUCUUUCCUCCGCGACGUCCUCCAGCGACCCCUGCGUCACUUCAAUGCACUAAGGACUAGCGGGCAUCGGUAUAUAGCUUUGAAUCGUGCACAACGUAUGCAGGAGCAGGAGUACGAAUCACCCAGCAAUUUAGAGCUCACCGAGCUAGGGUUAUAUGGUGAUCGUGAAUCCGGGAAUUAUUGA